AUGAAUCAAAAUGAUGAUAAUGAUGAUGAUGAUGUCGGUGGUACUACAACAGAUACUUCAACAACAAAAUCAAAUAAUUCAAUAAGUUUAUAUGAAAAAAUUAUUUUUAUAUUAAUAUGUAUAUGUAAUAUGAUUCAAAAUUCUAUUGUUGGUGGUGCAAAUAAUGCUAUAAUGACAACACUUGAAUCAGGUUUUUAUAUGACAUCAACUGAAACAGGUUUAUUUCAAUCAGUUUAUGAACUUGUUGCUAUAUUUGCUUAUCCAAUAAUUGGUUAUUUUGGUGAUCGUAGUGGUCGAAAAGUACGUUGGAUAGCUAUAUCAAUGGGUAUUUUAGCUAGUGGUUUUUUUGUUAUGUCAUUUCCACAUUUACUUGAAUCAAAACGUGGUAAACCACCAUUAGAUCCACGUGUAGCAGAUCAUUUAACAUUAUGUAAUCCAAAUCGAACAAUAAAUGUUUGUUCAGUUUCGAAUAAUCUUAGAUUUUUAAGUCAUUUAAAAUAUGUCUUUUAUCUAUCAAAUAUAAUUAAUGCAUUUGGAUCAGCUGCUUUACCAACAUUAGCUGUAACAUUAAUUGAAGAUUUAUUUUCACAAGAAAAAGCACCGAUAGCUCAAGGUAUUUAUUAUGCAAUUGGUGGAAUAGGUAUUGGUCUUGGUUUUCUUGCUACUUCACAAUUUCUUAAAGUUUAUACAUACAUAAAAAAACCUGUUUGGUUAACACCUCAUUAUUCGGAAUGGGUUGGAGCUUGGUGGCUUGUCUAUGCAUUAUGUACAUGUUUAAGUUUAAUUCUUUGUUUGUCUCUUUUUUUAUUGGAUCUCAGUCGACAUCAUCGUUAUUUUACAUCGAAAAAAUCUAGACAAUUAUCAAUAAAUCCUACAUAUCAAGUUGUAACAACAGCAACAACAUCAAUUAAUACUGAAACUCGUGUUUCACGUACAAGUUCAUCAGCAACAAAUUCUAGUUUAAAUAUUAAUGGUAUUCCUAAUGAAUCAUUAUUAACUGUUGAACAAACAAUACCAAGUAUAAAUGGUGAUGAAUCUGUAAAAACAAAAGAUUUUUGUAUUGAUAUAAUAUCAUUAAUAAAACAUUUACUUUUUAAUUUACGUUAUAUGGGUGUUACUGGUUGUGCUGUUAUUGAAGCAUUAUUAAUCAAAGGUUAUUUAGCAUUUUUAACUAAACAUAUUGAAUAUCAAUUUCGUACAACAUCAUCACAUUCAAGUGUUUUUAUGGGAAUUAUUUCAUUAUGUUCAGUUAUAUUUGGUGCACCAUUAGGUGCAUAUUUUGUUAAAAGAUUCGAUAUGAACGGUCGACAAUGUGCAAAAUUUUGUUGUAUUAUUUUAGCAAUAUCAUCUGUGAUCUUUCUUGGAUUAAUGCUUCAUUGUCGUGAACCAACAAUUGGAACAACACAUUCCAUGUCUGUUAUAUCAACAGCAUUUGAUGAAGAUUUUUUUGAUGAACCAUUAAUAGAAUCCGAUCGAAUUGAGAGUCCUUGUAAAAGAAAAUGCAAAUGCGAUAUGAAUAUCUAUCAACCAGUAUGCGAUUUAGUCAAUCAAGAAACUUAUCAAAAUCCAUGUUUAUUAGGUUGUCGAAAAAUACUCAAAGGAAAAUAUGCUGAUUGUUUAUGUUUACCAAAAAACAGUACUGUUAGUGUUGGUCGAUGUAAAGAACGUAAAUGUACAAUUAAUUUAGUUAUUACAUUAUGUGGUGCAUUUAUUGUUGUUUUUAUGUCUUGUUGUGUUAUUGUUCCAGCACUUAAAUGUACAUUAUAUAGUGUUGAACCAACACAUCGAGCAUUUUCACUCGGUUUUAAAUCAACAAUAACAAAAUCACUUGGCUAUUUACCAGGAACAAUUUUAUUUGGUACAAUUAUUGAUCGUACAUGCAAAACAUGGAUACGUGAAACAUGUGGAUAUAGAUAUCAUUGUAAACAUUAUAAUAAUAAACGUAUGGCUAUAUCAUUAGCCUUACUUGGUUUUGGUUUUCGAAGUUUAUCGGCAUUAUUUUGUGGAAUAUCUUGGUAUGCUUAUAGUAAAACGUCUGAUAAAAAAGAAGAAAAAAAAUUACAAGUCAUCACAACAACAACAAUAAGUACUAUAACAACAACUGGUGAAACGUGA
Adineta steineri is the source of this 2115-nucleotide messenger RNA. The record is from the annotation of a GenBank genome assembly. Lineage: Eukaryota; Metazoa; Rotifera; Eurotatoria; Adinetida; Adinetidae.